AUGGAUUAUAAGUUUGGAAACAAUUAAUAUAAAUUAAUGGUAUGCAAUAAUUGCAAAGAUAAAUAUCCUUAAUGUGUUUUGGCUAAACAUAUGGAAACUUGUAAGAAUAAUAAUGAAAUUAUUAUUUGUAGAUAUUGUGGAGAAAAAUAACAAAAAUAAUUAAUAUUAAAUCAUCUAACUAUUUGUAAAGCAUUUGCUCUUGUAGAUAAAGAAGAUGGUUAAUGUGAAUACUGUAAAGAUAAAAUAUUCAAAAAAUUCUAGUAAGAACAUUAUCGUGAAUGUCAUAAAAAAUAGAUUAUUGAUAAAUAAUAAUCCUAUAAACCUUAAGAAUGCUCGAUAUGUCUUAUGGAUAUUUAACUUAAUGAUCAAAAAGGAAUUCUAUAAUGUUGUCAUGUCUUUCAUAAGAUUUGUUUAUAAUAAUGGCAAAAAAAAAGUAAAGUGUGUCCUGUAUGCAGAUUUAAUUGA
This is a messenger RNA of Paramecium pentaurelia, 465 nucleotides long. The record is from the annotation of a GenBank genome assembly. Lineage: Eukaryota; Ciliophora; Oligohymenophorea; Peniculida; Parameciidae.